AUGCUGUAUUACGCCUGUGUUCUCCUAUUUGUGUGCGUUCCUUUGCGCGAAGGGUUCCUCGUGGACACGUUAAUCCCCUCGUUAUUUGGGUCGCCACCCAAUACAGUCAAGUCUCUAGACCUGGACAAAUACCUUGGCCGUUGGUACCAGAUGUAUGCCAGUCAGUCUGUCGUCACACUCUGGGAGAGCGGUGCAUAUUGCAUCACCGCUGACUAUGGGCUAAACGGUCCCGGAAAUGUGUCUGUGUUGAACUCGGAGCGUUUACAUAGCGCCAGCGGACAGGCAAAGGAUAUCCACGGAUAUGCCACUCCUACCAACGAGACCGGAAAAUUCGUCGUCCACCUCGAGACCGUGCCCAUCGGAGCCCCAUAUUGGGUGAUAAGCUUGGGUCCGGCUACAUACGGCAGCGACGGGUUGUACCAAUACUCUGUCGUCAGCGACAGUAUCCGGAGUACCCUUUUCGUGCUCGCGAGGGACGCUCAAGUAUUCCGGGACAUUUACCAAGGGACGGUUGAGACUUUCCUGCAGAAGGCGGGAUUCACAUCCUUCUAUAACAAAUACAUCCCAACUUACCAUGGCGAUGACUGUACAUACAACAACAAUACUCAUCAUUAGACACCAUUUUGAUUUGUUUUGCUUUAAAGGGACUGUGUCACAGAUUGGCACCAAAAAAGUUUUUUUCGGUAACGAAUCUCAGGACAAUUAUCUAAUAGAAUGUGUUACGCUUUGAUAUCAAAUUGUAAAAAAAAGUACCAAAAUGUAAAAAAAAAAUGGGUCGGUGACCGGGUUUGAACCCGCGUCGCCAAAAUUGAAGUUCAGAGUCUUACUCACUGAGCUACAAAGGCUUUUAUUAAUCGGGUGACAUAAUUAAGCUACACCUACCUCGGUAAUAUCACGUGAUAACACCGACUAGCCAAUCACACAUAAGGAAUGAAUUCUACCUGGUAGACAUACCCAGUAAUCUUUUUUAAUGGAAAAAUACGAAAUAACUGCUAAACUUAAAUAAAUUGUAAACUAUGUGGUACUUUAGUUAGUAAGUUUCAAUGCAUUGUACACAUCGAUGCCAAGUUAAUGUCAGUUUUCGACAAUUUUCUUUUCUUUUUCACUAUUUUAUCAUACGUGAGACAGCCCCUUUAAGUUUUAUGCAGAAAAGUUUUAUA
This is a messenger RNA of Mya arenaria, 1160 nucleotides long. RefSeq lists its product as uncharacterized. The coding region runs from base 1 to 615 and encodes 204 amino acids. The transcript is spliced from 4 exons. The record is from RefSeq and is a predicted model, not a curated record. NCBI's taxonomy places the organism in Eukaryota, Metazoa, Mollusca, Bivalvia, Myida, Myidae.